Aspergillus mulundensis is the source of this 1947-nucleotide messenger RNA. RefSeq names its product IlvD/Edd family dehydratase. The record is from RefSeq and is a predicted model, not a curated record. NCBI's taxonomy places the organism in Eukaryota, Fungi, Ascomycota, Eurotiomycetes, Eurotiales, Aspergillaceae. The transcript is spliced from 3 exons. Gene Ontology annotation, molecular function: hydro-lyase activity. Bases 1 to 1947 code for a protein of 648 amino acids.
AUGCCUUGCGAGUCGAAAUGCGAGGGCUGCGCCUGCGGCAGCCAAAGCCAAGGCGUGGUCAACAUCGAAGACCUCGACAAGGAGCUAGAUGCCCUCCGGAAGCGAACGCUGGAGCUGGAGAAAGUCCGCGCAUCAGCCAAGAAGGCCUCAUCGCUAACCGGUGCACUCGGUGCCGGCCGGAAGCUGCGGUCGACCAAUUGGUUCAACUCGGGCGAUGCGGGGAUGACCGCGCUUUAUAUCGAGCGGUAUCUGAACUAUGGCGUUACGAGGGAGGAGCUUAUGGCUGGGAAGCCGAUUAUCGGGAUUGCGCAGACGGGCUCGGAUAUCUCGCCGUGCAAUCGGUACCACAUGGAGCUCGCGAAGCGAGUACGAGAAGGCAUCAGGACUGCAGGCGGUAUCGCCUUUGAGUUUCCUACGCACCCAAUUCAGGAGACGUCAAGACGGCCGACUGCGUGUAUUGACCGGAAUUUGUCAUAUCUUGGACUUGUGGAGAUUCUCCACGGAUAUCCUAUAGAUGGUGUGGUGCUUUUGACCGGGUGCGACAAGACAACACCAGCAUGUCUGAUGGCCGCUGCCACCAUGAACAUUCCCGCCAUUUGCAUGAACGUGGGGCCCAUGAUUAACGGCUACCUAAAGGACCAGCUAGCAGGCUCUGGCAUGGUGGUCUGGACGGGAAGAGAGAUGCACGCCGCGGGCGAACUGAAUGACGAGGGAUUAGUGGAUCUGAUUUCCCGGGGAGCACCAUCAGCAGGACACUGCAACACCAUGGGGACGGCAUCCACAAUGAAUGCACUCGCAGAAGCCCUAGGAAUGGCUUUGCCAGGUUCGGCCGCCAUCCCCGCUCCUUAUCGCGAACGAGCCCAAUGCGCGUAUAAAACCGGUUUACAGAUCGUGGAAAUGGUGCAUUCAGACCGGAAACCAAGUGAUAUUAUGACGCGCGAGGCUUUCGAAAAUGUUAUUGCUGUCAAUACUGCUAUCGGCGGCAGCACAAACGCCCCUAUCCACAUCAACGCCAUUGCAAAGCACAUGGGUGUCGAUAUUUCGCUUGAUGACUGGGACCAACUGGGCUUCAACAUUCCACUUCUGCUGAAUAUGCAGCCAGCGGGAGAAUAUCUGGGCGAGGAAUACUAUAGGGCCGGUGGGCUUCCAGCUAUCAUGGCAGAGCUUCUAGAUGCCGGGAAGUUACACUCGGACAUUCUUACUUGCAACGGACAUACCGUAGCUGAGAACGUGAAAGGUCAACACAGCUGGGACCGCCGGGUCAUCAAACCAUACAACGAACCCCUCAUGAAGGACGCAGGAUUCGUGCAUCUCCAAGGAAGUCUGUUCGAAUCCGCCAUCAUGAAGACGUGCGUCAUAUCAGAGCAGUUCCGGCAGAGUUUCUUGGAGAAUCCAGACGACCCUAAUGCCUUUGAAGGGGCGGUUGUCGUGUUCGACGGACCAGAAGACUACCACAGCCGAUUGGAGGAUGCUCCUAUUGACGACAAGAGUAUUUUGAUAAUGCGCGGGGCUGGUCCAUUAGGUUAUCCUGGCGCGGCCGAAGUUGUCAACAUGCACCCCCCUGGACACCUGCUGCGACAGGGAGUCAAGUCGCUACCAUGCAUAGGAGACGGUCGACAAUCGGGAACUUCCGGGUCACCGUCCAUCCUUAACGCAAGCCCUGAAGCAGCCGCUGGCGGCAACCUUGCACUGCUUCGUGACGGAGAUAGGCUCCGCGUUGACCUCAACAAGCGACGAGUGGAUAUCCUUGUUUCGGAGGAGGAACUAGACAAGAGACGAGCAGCCUUGGAGGCUUCAGGAGGUUACAGUAUCCCAGAGAGCCAGACGCCGUGGCAAGAGCUCUUUAGAAAGGAGACUAGCCAGUUGAACGAAGGUAUGGUGUUGCGGGAGGCGGUAAAGUACCAGCGGCUGGCACAGCGCGAUGAGUCUCUUCGCCAUAACCAUUGA